GCAUUCACUUUACGUGGCUGAUCAUCACUCCAGAAAACUGGAGCUCACCAGAUGCUCAGUAACGCGGCCUCGGAACGUAUUUAAAUGGCGAGUACUCAGCGCCAUGAUAGAGAGAUCCUCGAGCAAGCAUCACUCCGCCGAUGCUCCCGAUGCUCCGCCUUGUCGUCCGUCUACGCAGUCAUCCAACCUUAUAACGUCUGGCGCCACUCCGGCGGCCAGCCCACAUUCACGACCUCACGACACAAUACCUAAUGACGACCAUCAUCUGCAUGCUUUCAUGAAGAGCAUAUCUGAUAGGAGAAGCCCGCAUUCAUCCAACGAGAGGAUUGUUUCACCGGAAGAUGGGGGGAGCUCGCGCCCGACAGCACAUGCUCGCAGCAAGCAUGCCGCCAUUGCUGGUACGGUGCAGGCGUCUACUUCUGGGCAACCAUAUCAAGCUGUAACGGGCCAGGGGACUCGCGAUCCUUCCAGACCUCGCGAGCGUGAGCGCGAGAGGGAGAAGGAUCGGGAUCGGAGACAUGGUGAGAAGGAGAAAGAGAAAAAGCGCACGAAAGAUUCGAAGAGCGAGAAGGUCAAAGGUCUUGAGAAGGUGAAAGAGAGGGACAGAGACAACGAGCAGAGAAGGGAGAGGCAUCGAGAGAAGGAUAGAUCAGGCAUGGAAAAGGACGUUCUCAAGGAGAAGGACAAGGAGAAGGAUCGUCUGGGUCGCAAGCGCGAUGACCGUCGCGUUGUUGAGCGAGGCACCGUGUCGGUGUCACAGCCAACUCAAGGUCCGCCGACUACACAAGGGGCUUACAUCUCGGCAGAAAGAUAUACGGCUAGUGUGGGUCGGCAUGCUGGCCAAAUUCUGCAGACGCGCAACUCGUUCACUGCUGAUCCGACGGGUGCUCCGGCGCCACCAUACAUGGCACCUCAGCUUAAUCCCAGCAAUCAGACAAUUAACAGUGGCCGGCCACCGGACCCGCGUCGAACACCUCGCGCUGUGCCACUGAGUUUGACCGCGGAACGUGACAGGCCUUCUUCACGCCCUCAUCGGACACAUCGAGUCAAAGUCUCGGGAUAUCAAAGCGGACAAGAGUCCGGGAUGUCAAGCAGCGAGCAGGAAUAUCCGGCUCGUGAACGCUAUCGAACCCCCGACCGACGGCGCGAAUUCCGAGAGCUCUACGCAGACGGGUAUGGACAUUCGGGUAGCGAAGCCGAGCGUGCCAGCUUGCGGGAGCGCCGGCCCAGGCAUGUGCAUGGCGAUUCCGGUGGUCAGGUGAAAACGGGGCCUACCACUGACUCCGCCACUCGGCUGGCAGCAGGUCAGAUCUCCCAACAACCUGGAAUGGUCCAAGAUAGCAGUGGCGGGUGGCAUCACAGCAAAACGCGCGAAUCGCCCGCUCGGAGGCCUGCAGGACUCGCACAGUUACCUUCGUCAGUCCGCAUCCGCGCCGGGGAGGGCCCCGCUGAUCCUCAGACGCCGCUUCUGAUCCCGAAGUCAUCGAGCACUACCACGGUGAAUCGACCACAGGAUCCGACUCUGGGCGAUCGUGGGACUUACGAUGCACAUGCACGCCCGCGCACCGGCUCACAGCCCACGCAGCAAUCAAUGCCACAAUCUGCUCCUGCUACCACUAAUGUGUAUCCGCAAUACGCUUCCGUACGAGCAACCCACGCGGGAGAAGGAGCGAACCGGGGCUACGAAGCUGCUGGAGCUCAUAACCAAUCUGCACCCAAUACUGACUACACGCAGAAGGCAUUGACAUACGAGCAAUCACAGUUGGCGGCGGCUAUUGGGCAACCACACCCUGUGCAACAGGCUAUUCGAUCACUUGAAGGCAUUGAGCGUCCCUCAACGUCUCGAACUGCGGUACCAGCAUCGAACGGUAUGGGGACUGGGCAUUUCUACGACCCAAGUCCGAUGCCAGUUGUCAUGCAGCAGUUGGCUAAGGGUGAUGAACGCACACGUCGUCAUAGAUCCGCACAAGAUGUGUUAUCUAGCACCAAUCAACGCAACGCCGCACAAGCUGUGCCUGCUGCUGGACUCGCUCAAUCUGCAGCAUACCAUGGAUAUCCGCAAAAUUCCAACCUGGAGGCACAGCGUUCUGAGGUACCAACUGUUCCUGCGCAAUCCGGUGUACCUGUUGGAGUCCAGCACCCUCAACAUCGUGCGGGCAGUGCCCCUCCAGCCGAGAGAGCUCAUGUAGAUCCCGCUGGGCUAUCUGUACAGUAUGCUACAUAUCAAGCGAACGCAGUGGGACAAAUACAUGGUCCGCAUUCUCCAAAAGCGAAACCGAUCCCAGCGGGCGCGCAGGCUGUUGCCGUGGCUCAGGCGACAUUCUCGCCAUCACCCGUACAACCAUCAAGGACGGUGCCCAAGGAUUCACCUGGUUAUCCAGCUGGGACACUCCAAGAUCGCUCUGGUCAAAUUCAGGCGCAGCGUCCUACUCAUGCGAAAUCUAGUUCAGUGCCCAAUCUCGCAGCGGCGGCUAGGAGUCCCCCGAUAUCCCCUGGAUAUUCUCCCUCUCGCCAGACUCUCACCCGAUCCCCCGUCGUUAACAGUCUUUCUCCUCCUAAUACGACGCCCAAGCAUUCCGCCUCUGCACGACUUCAGGGCCAGCGGAAAGGGUCGAAUGACACAAUCACUGGACAAACCACGCCCAGAGCUGUAAACGUUGACUUGACUCAACAACAGCUUAUGCAUCGCUCCAGCGGAGCAAGCUUACGACAUGAUGCUCCCUCACGACCAGAAACGACCCCGACUGCACGAUUACCCAACCUUUUGCCAGGAUACCCUGAACCAGCGCGAUACCGCUCGCCGGCUCCACCUCAAUACCCGUCUGUUCCUGUUGUAACAUCUAUACCUAGUGCAUCUAGUUCUACCGUCCCAUCAAAUCAGCAUUCGCAGUCGUACAGUACGCAGACACCGAACGGUGCUGCACGGCCGCCUUUCUAUCCAAAUAUGCCAGCCCCCGCUCAUAACCCUACGAAUAGCCCUGGGCGCGACCCGACAACGUCGGCUGGACAAUCUGCGCAGGAUGUGCCAGCCGGUAACGUGCCGCACCGUCUUCCUCGAUCUGCAACAUCUCCGGCGCCCGUAGGUUCCCAGCGGCAAUAUCAAGAUGGUCUCUCCGUUAUGCACAAGUCCCACAGUGUUCCCGUCCCGUCAUCUUCUCAUCGGACUGUCUCAAACGCGCCACCCACUGGCCGACGACCAGAUCUCGCGCCAUUUCCAACAUCCUCUCACCCACGAACAGGAUCCGACCCUCAUCAAGUCUCAGGUACGGGCCGCGUCCCUAAGAAGCCUCCUUUCUUGCAUGUCAGGACACGACCUGAGCCGCAAUCCGGAUCUGGCCACGCGGAGCAGGACGUCUUGUUGACUCCCUCAUCACUAGCACUCACGCUUCCCCAGCAGCAGUCGACGACAGCCGGCUUUGCUCCGAGCUCGAACUCAAAGGAUAAGUCUCCAAGGGAGAAAGAAAGUCGGAAGAAGGGUGGCUUCUUCAGCCUCUUCCGAUCGAAGUCAAACUCACCAAAGGAAGACGCACGACCUACAAUAGGUGCCAUGCAGCAGCGUCGGCGUAAGGAAUCUGCUCCUUCCAGUUCCACCGCGCCUGCCAUGACCAACUUGGUUCGAUACGCCACGAAUCCGACGCCGCGCAGUGGAGACCAAGCGGCCAGCAAAAACAACGCAACUGCAGCUGGUAGGAAUGCUUCUGCGGCUCCGACAGGGAGGAAAAGCCCUGGUUCAAAGAUGUUCUCACCGUUCCGGUUGAUAUCCAAGCGAAAUCGCACGCUUUCUGUCGCUUCGCUGGAAGCAGUGGACGGAACUGUGACUCGACGAGAAGUUCUACUACCGGACGGGUGAGUCCGCCUCUGCGAGACGCGAUGGCCGCUGCCCAAGAGUGGAGAAACAAGGAGGAAGCUGACCUGCUUGAUCGCGGUAAUGGCCGCAGGCGCCGGCCUGGCGUGACGUUCGAGCUCGACGCCGAUAUUCCAGAGACUUCUCGCCCU
Laetiporus sulphureus 93-53 is the source of this 3996-nucleotide messenger RNA. RefSeq lists its product as uncharacterized. The coding region runs from base 104 to 3850 and encodes 1248 amino acids. NCBI's taxonomy places the organism in Eukaryota, Fungi, Basidiomycota, Agaricomycetes, Polyporales, Laetiporaceae. The record is from RefSeq and is a predicted model, not a curated record. The transcript has 9 exons.